GACCAGUGCCGGUACCGCCCGCUAGCCCCCUGACAUGGACACAGUGGUGCCCCCGUAAAUAAAGCAAAGCGGCGUUGACGGUCAAGGGAGCGGAGCGCUAUAUCAGCCGAGUGCUGUUUUUACAGUGCGAGGACGAGGAAGUUCAUCUCUCCGCCCCAAUCGGGUUCUUCCCAACCCUAAUGGCUUAAGAAACCAUGGAGCCAACCCUAGAGACCCUCCAAGACAGCAGCGCCGACCGAUCGCCAUCGGUCACCGGCGAUUCUUCCCCCUCGGGGUCCGUCCCUUCCCGCCGUCUCAAUGCCCGGGCAGCAGAGUUCGUCCCUCGCUCCACACAACUCCACGCGUCUUCCCCGGCGUCGAUCCAGCACUGCCACUCUCCCUUGUCUCGCCCCGUGAUGCAUGCCUUCCAACAAGCGCCCCUCAGUCCUACUUACUUUACUCCUGGGCCGAGUUCGUUCGAGCACUACGGGGCUUCGUCAGCCGGUGGCUCUAGCGAUGAAGAGGGAGGGCACACUGGCGCUGAUCCUGAACUAGUCCCUCUGGAGAGGGACGGACUUUCGGAGGAAGUUUUACAACAGAUCACGAAGCAGGUUGAGUAUUAUCUCAGUGAUGUGAACCUUGCUACAACUGAACACUUGAUGAGAUUCAUAAGUAAAGAUCCUGAUGGAUUUGUGCCAAUAUAUGUAAUAGCUGCAUUUAAGAAGAUCAAAGCUUUAGUUCACAAUAAUUCACAGCUUGCUAUGGCACUCCGAACAUCUUCAAGACUGGUUGUAAGUGAAGAUGGGAAGAAAGUUAGGCGUCAACAGCCUUUUACAGAGUCGGACAUGGAAGCAUUGCAGUCUCGCAUUGUUGUUGCUGAAAACUUGCCUGAAGAUCAUUGUUACCCGAAUCUCUUAAAGAUCUUCUCAUCUGUUGGCAGUGUAAAGACUAUACGCACAUGCUAUCCACAACUUGCCAAUGGAAUAGCUUCUUCAAAUAAUAGACCAACAAGACUUGAAGUGCUCUUUGGUAGCCGAUUGCAUGCAUUUGUGGAGUACGAGACUGUUGAAGAUGCUGAAAAAGCAGUUGCUGAACUAAAUGAAGAGAAGAAUUGGAGAAGUGGUCUCAGAGUUAAAUUUUUUCCUAAAUUCUUGACAAAACAUGGGCUAGCUCGAGGAAGAAAAGGACAUGAAGGUGAAUUUAAUGGAGAUGAUGUGUCCACAUCAAACCAAUCACAUGAAAGACAGAUUGAUGAUGCCUAUCACUUAUCUGAGGCAUCACAUGAGCAUGAGAAUGAGGAGGGCAAUGAUAAUGACGGAUCACCAAGGCGAGGGAGAGGCUGGGGACGUGGAGGGUCAAGGCUUGGGCAUGGUCAGCAUCACAACAAUAGUCGUGUAGCCGCCUCUCUGGUUGACACCCCACCAUCUAGCCAUCUUAUCCAUUCUGACCGUGAGCAGCCUGUUCCAAACAAACCACCUCCUGGUCCUCGAAUGCCAGAUGGAACUAGGGGAUUCACCAUUGGUCGAGGGAAAUCAGCACUCCCUGCAAGUACAGUCUAAAAAUGUUUUCAGUGUUUUCCUCUAUAUUCAUUCUCCAUGUGUAUGUUGUGGUCGUCAUCAGCCAAUCCACGGCUUUUAGUGCCGGUGCUGAUUUUGGUGUCACUGUAUCCAUUAUAUUAGCUGUGGUUGGACUAGUUUUUGUGGUCGAUUUGCAGGUUGUAUGUUGUUGGGUUCUUACUUUUCAUGGUCUGCUCUCCAAAGGAAAAAAAUGCAAGGGAAUGAGAAAGGGAAGUUGUUACUUAAUUCUAUUAUAUGUUAAAUACGGCAAAAACUUUACGCUA
Molecule: messenger RNA, 1819 nt
Organism: Zingiber officinale
Lineage: Eukaryota; Viridiplantae; Streptophyta; Magnoliopsida; Zingiberales; Zingiberaceae
Product: la-related protein 6B-like
Exons: 10
Coding region: 195-1538 (447 amino acids)
Biological process (GO): RNA processing
Cellular component (GO): nucleus
Molecular function (GO): mRNA binding
Source: RefSeq, a predicted model, not a curated record